This is a messenger RNA of Morone saxatilis (striped sea-bass), 1008 nucleotides long. RefSeq names its product serine protease 27-like. The transcript has 5 exons. Gene Ontology annotation, biological process: proteolysis. The record is from RefSeq and is a predicted model, not a curated record. The coding region runs from base 1 to 1008 and encodes 335 amino acids. Gene Ontology annotation, molecular function: serine-type endopeptidase activity. Lineage: Eukaryota; Metazoa; Chordata; Actinopteri; Moronidae.
AUGGCUCUCUACCAGUUUCUGUGUUUUACUGUGGUGAUCAUUCUUUCAUCCAAAGAAUGUGGCCUUGCUUUGAGUAACACCAGAAUUGUGGGAGGUCAAGAUGCACCUCCAGGAAGUUGGCCCUGGCAAGUCAGUUUAAACACUGAUGACAGUCAAUGCGGAGGCUCCCUAAUUACCGACCAGUGGGUGCUGACAGCUGCUCACUGCAUAAUAGAUGACAACAUAGAGGUUCAUCUGGGACGCCAAAGCCAGUCAGGUCCAAACCCCGAUGAAGUGUCUCAGGAAGUCGUUCAGACCAUGUGCCAUCCUGCAUACGAUUUACUGAGCAAAGACAACGACAUUUGUCUUCUGAAGCUGUCGGCCCCUGUGAACUUAACCAACAACAUAUAUCCAAUCUGCUUGGCCUCAGCAAACAGCACCUUCCACACCGGGGUCAACAGCUGGGUCACUGGUUGGGGUUCCUUGUCUGACAUCGUUCAGGAGGUGAAUGUACCCAUAGUGGGAAACAAUGAGUGCGAAUGCGCCUAUUACGAUAUCACAGAGAACAUGAUCUGCGCCGGGCUCAGAGCUGGAGGGAAGGAUGCUUGUCAGGGAGACUCAGGAGGGCCACUGGUGACCAAGAACGGUCUGAUCUGGGUCCAGAGUGGAAUUGUGAGUUUUGGUGACGGCUGUGCCAAACCCAUGACUCCUGGAGUUUACACCCGUGUGUCCCAGUACCAGGACUGGAUCAGCAACAUCACUGGCAGCAGCAAACCCGGCUUUGUUACCUUCACCUCCUCAGGAGUCGAUAGCGACUUAAACUUUACCUGUCCAACAUCCCCACCCAGAACCACCACAAGUACCAGCACCCAAUCCCCUCCGUCGACAACUCCCAUCGUCACUGUCACUGACAAGGAUGACAGUAUCUUCGGCAGUGGUGAAAGCAUGAUCCACUUCUCCUACUUCACUCACUUCGUCUCACUCUGCGUUCUCGUUCUUUCGCUCUAUGUGCUGGUCGGUGACGCGUAA